AUGGAUGCUUUCGGCAAAACAAACAAAACUUUUGAGAACGAAGUAAUCGUCUCUUCGGCCGACUGUUUCACUAUUGAGAGCGCAAAACAACUGCUAAAUGAGUGCAAAGGGUUGGGCGCACCCAUCGGUGGUGUCUUUCAUUUGGCCCUCGAGUUAAACAAUUGUCUCUUCAGUGAAAUAUCUUUCGAUGCAUUCAUGAGAACCGUUGACAUCAAAGAGAAGAUAUGCAAGAAUUUGGAUCAAUUGAGCCGAGAAUUGGACUAUAAUUUAGACCAUUUUGUGGUCUUUUCGUCGGUAUCGGUGGGAAUGGGAGUCGAGGGACAACUGAACUAUACUUACGGUAACUCUAUUUGCGAUCGCAUUUGCGAACAGAGACAGAGGGACGGCCUGUCGGGUCUGGCCAUACAGUUUGGUCCGAUCGGUGACGUCGGGGCGAUGACUGAGUUGACACAAAUGUUUGCAUUCUUGACGACUCAGAAACAACGGAUCCAUUCGUGUUGUGAAGUAUUGGACAAACUAUUGGCCGUUAAAUACCCGGUUAUAACCGUAAAUUUGUGGGGAUCUCUGGGUAUCGACCCGUCGGCCACUCCGGCGGACAUCACUUUAGGAGAGAUCGGAAUUGAGUCCAUAUUUGCCUCAGAAUUACAGCAAGAAUUGGCAAAACUCUGUAAUCAAACCAUUAAACUAAAGCUCAUUAAAGACAUGUCUGUCGGACUUCUUCGGGACUUUGAGUCCGGAGGCGAUCAUAACAUCAAAGCCUAUUUCAAUGGUAUAAAAAGCGCUCAAAUUUUACUCUCGAAGUAUAAGUUUGUGAUUCCUGUGGAAACACACGUCAGACUCAAUGGUGUUUCAAACGGAAAGCCAUUGUAUUUAAUGCCGACUCUGGAGAUGGGGUUUGCAUUGUAUGACCAUUUGGUGCAAAAUAUUAACCGACCGGUCGUUGGACUCAAUUGGACUCCAGAUGUGAACCGAUUGUCGACUUUGAAGGAAGUGAUGAAAUACUUCACUGAUUUGAUGGCAAGACUCGAACCAAAUGGU
Molecule: messenger RNA, 1038 nt
Organism: Medioppia subpectinata
Lineage: Eukaryota; Metazoa; Arthropoda; Arachnida; Sarcoptiformes; Oppiidae
Source: the annotation of a GenBank genome assembly